CUGCCACUCGGCGCCCACAAUGCAAGAGGGCAUCGAUUUGGUCGACGCACUCGACCAUCUCGUCCAGAAUCUGAACCGCGCCGACGGCCACAAGUCCGGCGACUGUCCGCCCGACGACUGCCCACCACUACCGUUGCCGACGACGACGACGGCUGUGGCCACCGGUUUGCAGCCCUUCGAUGUGGUGCUUAUGGACCAUAACUACUGUCAAACGUGUGACUAUUACUCAACAGCCGGUGUAAGUGAUGGUACGGUCGGCACCGCCGGUAGUAAUCGGACAUCAGGUGCGGCCGAAACGGCCGGCGAUAGUCAGACAUUGAUCGGUGAUCAACACCAGCCGGUGGUGGGCGUGACCACCAAUACUACAAUUAGUACAACCAGUGCUACAAAACUCUCUCCACAUAAACAACAGACGACACUAUCGGUGAAUAGAUCGACAACCAGUGCUACUUCGGCCGUCGCUGUCGCCGCCCCUACGGUGGCCACACCUGUCGCGGCCACUCCACCAACAGUGGCGUCACCGGUGGCCACGAGUGCCAACUCGUUCGUCUCGUUCAACGAUAACUCUUCGUCUACAAUGACGGCCACAUCGCCGUCGCCCACACGAGUGCCGCCCGACUCACCAUUAGGUACGCCGACGUUCUCCAAGUCGUCGUCGCCGAAGACACCGCCGGCGUCGAGACGAUCGCAGCGACAGAUCGAUCGGUUCGAGAAGUCGAUGGUCGAGAAGAUUAAGGCCGAGAACCAGGAAAUGCUGAAACGGGAAAAGGAGAUAAUGGAGUCGCCGAUUAAAUCGAGUUCAACGGAUACGUCACACCCAUUGACGCCAUCGACGGCCAGCGCGGCGACGACGGCCACCGAUGAGACCAAAGACACGGAUGAGGACCAGUUGGUGAUCGACUUUGACAAGAAGUCUAAGGAGAAGACAAUUGGUGGCAAUAGUAGUAAUAAUAGCGGCAAACGUAACAAUAAACGCCAAAAAUCACUCACAAAUGUAAGUGUUAAGCCUAUGGAAGCUCAGGAGUUCAUUAUAACAGAGUUUGAUUGUGUUUUGAAUGCUUACGAU
Medioppia subpectinata is the source of this 1066-nucleotide messenger RNA. The record is from the annotation of a GenBank genome assembly. Lineage: Eukaryota; Metazoa; Arthropoda; Arachnida; Sarcoptiformes; Oppiidae.